CUCUCCGUCGGAAUCCACAGCUCAUAGAACUCAAUGCACCGGCUGCCUGUUGUUGCACCCCACGCUGCCUUGGCUUUCCGUGUCAGGGCAACAGCAGAUGUAAAGCAAGUUGCACUACCGCAUCUUCCUCUUGAUAUGCUUCUGACAAAACGAGGAGCCAAGAAGUGACAGAGGCAAAGCAGAGGAAGAUGGAAGUCCAGAGUGGCGUUCAGCAGCCAGAGCCCCACUCUCCUCGGUCAGGGGCCAAUCAGCAGAAUGAAGUGGAGGACAGACAGACUGAUGGCGCCGACAGACCUUCAUCUGACAACCUUAAUAAGGACACACAGCCAGCUGGACAAAAAGACGACAAAAAACCCAGUGCAGUGGUGAGAGGUUAUCACAGCAGUAAGACAGCAGCCAUGAGUCCAAGCCUUAGCUCCAGCUGGACCACAGGUAGCAGUGGCGGUCAGGGGACGUGGAGCGGCCCCUCCUUUACUCGUGCAAAUAUACAGCAUUACCUAUCCCACCACCAACACCACCACCACCAGUCAGUGCACACCAGCUUCGGCUACUGCCCGACCCAUUCAGCUCAGCCCUAUGCUCCACCCCCUCAUCCCAUGGCUCCUCCCAGUCCCAGCACCAACAGCUGCAGUCAGGGAGGGGCGGAGCAGCUGAGUAAGACCAACCUGUAUAUCCGGGGCCUGCCACCUGGGACCACCGACCAGGACCUCAUAAAGCUCUGCCAACCGUAUGGAAAAAUAGUGUCAACCAAGGCCAUUCUGGAUAAAAACACCAACCAGUGCAAAGGCUAUGGCUUUGUGGAUUUUGACAGCCCAGCUGCAGCGCAGAAGGCCGUGUCAUCUCUCAAAGCCACUGGGGUGCAGGCCCAAAUGGCCAAGCAACAGGAGCAGGACCCUACCAACCUGUACAUCUCUAACCUCCCCGUGUCUAUGGAUGAGCAGGAACUGGAGAACAUGCUGAAGCCCCUGGGUCACGUCAUCUCCACGCGGAUACUGAGGGAUGCCAACGGAGUCAGCAGAGGAGUUGGUUUUGCCAGGAUGGAGUCCACAGAGAAAUGUGAAGUAGUGAUACAGCAUUUCAACGGAAAAUACCUGAAAACCCCGCCAGGCAUUCCAGCUCCCACGGAGCCUUUGCUGUGCAAAUUUGCCGACGGAGGGCAAAAGAAACGUCAGAGCCAGAGCAAAUACCCUCAGAACGGGAGGCCGUGGCACAGAGAAGGCGAGACUGGUAUGGCGUUAACAUAUGAUCCGACUGCAAUGCAGAAUGGGUUCUACUCCUCGCCUUACAGCAUCGCCACCAACCGCAUGAUCGCACAGACCUCCAUCGCGCCCUUCAUCGCUGCUUCCCCCGUUUCCACAUAUCAGGUCCAGAGUACGUCAUGGAUGCCUCAUCAACAAUAUGUUAUGCAACCUACAGGUGCAGUGAUCACGCCAGCCAUGGACCACACUAUGUCCAUGCAGCCUGCCAGCAUGAUGGGCCCUCUCACCCAGCAGAUGAACCAUCUGUCCCUGGGCACUACAGGAAGUUACAUGACUGCUGCAGCCGCCGCCGCGCCUAUGCAAGGGACCUACAUUCCCCAGUACACUCCUGUGCCUCCAACAGCCGUCCCUGUCGAAGGAGUGGUAACGGACGCCUCCCCCCAGACAGUGGCUCCCUCGUCACAGGAGGUGGCUGGACAGCAGCAACAGAUCCAGGUGGACAGCGCUGGUGACCACGUUCCCGCUUACUCAUACCAGUCCAACAACGGCCUGAGCGAAUGUUCCUGUGACAGCGUUGCCUUGAGACAGAAGGUGGCUGCACUGUGAAUGGGAGGAAAAGAGAAAAGAAAAGAGAUUGCUUCCAGAUUGCCCAGGCACCAAAAAAGAGACCCUUUUUUCAUUUCCUACCUGGCCUAUGAGAAAAAAAAACGCAAGAAGGAGGCAAAGAGUGCUAAGGAAGGGGAUGGGGAAAUUGCUGGGCACAGUGCAAAGAAGUGAAAUUGUUAAGUCUGGGAACCUGCCUGAAGGGCUGGGCUGAAGCUUGAAAAGUUUCUCAAAGAAAAUUCUCAACCAGAUUAAAAAAAAGAGAAAAAAAAAGAAAAAAAAAUUACAAAGACAAAAUGACAAAAAAAAAAAAAAGGUUGAAUGCGCAGGUAGGUGAUGAAGUUUAUUUUGUAAUUAGAAAAGGGGAGUCAAGUUUGAGAUACACACAGAGAUUGUCUUCCUCAGAUAUUAAGCUAAAAUUUCUUUUCACUCUUUUUUAUGUUGUAGUGUUAAAUUUUAGUUUUCUAGAUAUAUUCGAAAACAAAGUGUUUUUUUCUUUCUUGAAUCUUCAUGGCCUUAAUUUGAAGGGCGCCAGAAACUUUUUACAGAGUUAAAGUCUGACGUCUGGUUAGGAAAAAACAAAAAAGCAAACAAAAUCAGUUUCUUGGACCACACGGAGGGUACAAGACACUGGAUGAGUUGUUCUAAAGAGGAAAAAAGAAUCUAUCACAUAAGCUGUACAGAUUUAAUAGAGAAGAGCUUUUUUUCUUUUCUUCAUUAGAAGAAAACUUUGAUAAUUAUUAUGUCAGAGGUAACUAAGUGUCAGAAGAAAAAAUGUCUGUUUGGGGAAAAAGACUUGGGGGGAGGGGGGGGGUGGGAGGAGUUGAAGCUUUGAAGAGAUUUUUCACAUCGAGGAAAAAAGAAAACAUAAGAAAACAUGCUGCAUUGUGGAUGCAGUCUGUUGCAAAUGCUGAACUUGUUUUUUAUUACCAUAAUUAUUAUUUUACAUGGCAAAGUUGCUGUCAAUGACAUUAGUGCUUUUUAUCUGCCACAUUUUACCUUUUUUAUGAGCUUUAAGAUGUUUUUAGCCCGCUUUGCUUGUCACACUGCAUAAAGAAAAAAAACGAGAAAAAAAUAAAAUCAAGAAAAAAAACAAAAACAAAACAAAAAAAAAAAAAAAAAACACGGGAAAAAAAAUCUGGCAGUGAAAUAAAAACAGUAGAUACAGUAGGAGCUUACGGUUUAAACCAAUCAGUGCAAAAGCAAUAGAAGAAAUUGUUGACAAUUUCUGUAGUCUUUCCUAGUUGUGGAUCAAAUGCAGCCCAUGGAUGGCCAUUUUUAUACCAAAGAUGAAGAGACACUCUGAACCAGAGUUUUGUUUUUUUCCCUUUUUUCAGUUUUCAGUUUGAUUUUGUUGUUGUUGAUGUUGUUGUUGUUGUUGAUGUUAAUGUUGAUAUUGUUGUUGUUGUUGUUGCUGUUGUCGUUGGUUUUCUUUUUCUUUUUUUUUUUUUCUUUUUUUAUUUGACCUUGAUGGCCGGACCAGUCCUUACUAUCCUUCUUAACAUCUUCUCUUCACCGGGUUUAAGCUAAUUUUCUAUGGUUGUCCACGCCGUCACACACAUUUGUACACAGACACUCGCUGACACACACACACACACACACACACACACACAUAUACAUCAGGCAGUAUUUUAACGUGUGACGCAACCGGUGGCGGUUCUACCAAAAGUCCUGUUUCUUUAGCUCCUCUUAUCGUCUCUCCUCUUUCUAUGUCUCAUCACUCUUAAGAUCCUUUCACUUGCCGUGGGUGCAUUCCACCUCCUUCAGAUCCUACAGGGGAAAAACUUGGAAAACUAAAAGGGGAAUGCUGCUUGUUCUGCUCUGUGGUCGUCGAUGCAUCGCUUUCCGCUUCAGUCAUUUAGUGAUUUCUGUCUCUUUAUCUCUUUUUUUUUUAACAGCCAUGACUAACUAAGCAUUUCUUCGCGUGCUGAGCUUCAGUGUUGAACUGGGAAUCUCCCUGCUGCUAUUCGGCCUUGUUUUAACCUCCAUCAUCUGAAACGAGGUCAUGUUGUAGAGUAUUUACCAGCUCAGAAUACCAGAUGAGUGGCGUUUGUCCAAUAUGGUGCUUCACAUCACGCUUUGAUGUGCAAAAAAAAAAAAAAAGUACAAUAUUACGAA
This is a messenger RNA of Sphaeramia orbicularis (orbiculate cardinalfish), 3920 nucleotides long. RefSeq names its product RNA-binding motif, single-stranded-interacting protein 3-like. Lineage: Eukaryota; Metazoa; Chordata; Actinopteri; Kurtiformes; Apogonidae. The transcript has 16 exons. The coding region runs from base 189 to 1805 and encodes 538 amino acids. The record is from RefSeq and is a predicted model, not a curated record. Gene Ontology annotation, molecular function: RNA binding. Gene Ontology annotation, cellular component: ribonucleoprotein complex.